Coprinopsis cinerea okayama7#130 is the source of this 6570-nucleotide messenger RNA. RefSeq lists its product as hypothetical. The record is from RefSeq and is a predicted model, not a curated record. The coding region runs from base 1 to 6570 and encodes 2189 amino acids. NCBI's taxonomy places the organism in Eukaryota, Fungi, Basidiomycota, Agaricomycetes, Agaricales, Psathyrellaceae. The transcript is spliced from 7 exons.
AUGCCGACCAGCCCCUCGUCUUCCUCGUCCAGCUCCCGCCUCACAGUCCCCAUCUCCCCAAGUUUCAGCACAGACUCGACCACCAACGCCCCCCACUCGGACCUCGAAACAUCCGACGACGAGCCGGAUCUAGGCGCCUUCCAUGUCGUCCUGCGCGCACUCACCGAUCUCCAACCCUACCACCACCACCGCAUCCUCCUCGGUGCACACUCGAGUUCCAGCAGCAACAUCAGCACCGCACCUGGCAGCGGCAGCGAGUCACGAUCCUCCAGGUUCAGUUCAAACCACGACGUGGACAGCGACCGCUCCUCUCCUCAAUCCCAAUCUCCGUCCGAGUCGUCGAGUGUAGUCAUCGUCCCCUCACACAUCUCGUCCUACCGCCCCAGCUCGUCCAUCUCGUCAUUCACACACCCAGGUCUCAGCAGCGCCACAGUCGAUUCAUCUUCCCGACCCGACGGAGAUAACCAAAUUCCAGUUGGAGUCGAUCCACGACCGUCCACAGUCUGGGAGAACCAGCCAAUAUGGCGCUACCUCGCUAACAACCCUUCCAACAUAUCCAAUUCUCAUUCUCGCCCCGGCAGUGACUCACCACUCUCAAACACGAGUCACUCGAGGCGAUCAAACUCGCCCGACGACGACGCCUCCCGCACAGUCGAAAUCUCCUCAGACCUCGAGCUCGACAACACAAACACCGACACUGACAACGAUAACCCGAAUCUAAAUCUGCCCACCCGCGAAGGCAAUAUCUCCAUCUCCAUCGACACCGCCUCGCACUCUGGUUAUCGCCAGUCACCAGGUGUCUAUCCGUUGCAAUCCUUGGAUAGCCAUCAUCAUCACCCCGCAGACGUUUCCUUCUCAGAAAUAACUAUACCGCUCUAUUCACCUGCCUCUGCUCCCAACGACAUAUUAGUGCCCUCGAACGACCGAGACGACAUCUCCACCUCCACAAUCCGGCGCGCACAAUCUCAUUCACCUCGAGACCUACUUCCAUCCAACCGGCCCUCCCCAUCCUCCAAGUCCUCAUCUUCCCUAUUCCCAAUCCACGAAAUGUCAUCCAGGUCCACCGCUAUGAACAGUGAGGUUUACACCGGGAGGAGUAGUGCUGGUAGUGGUCAUAGAAUCACCAACGGCGGAACAGCCGAGGACGCCCUCCGCUCCCUCCUCCAAUCCGCCUCAGCCUCCCGAUCUUCCUCUUCCUCCAUCCCAGCCUCAGCUCCACCUCCACCAACCUCCCACCCACCUUCUUCCCUCUCCUCCCACUCAUCUUCCUCAUCCGAAUCACACACCUCCGGUUCAGGCACCGGCUCAAGAUCCUCCUCACCUUCACUAAUAACCCAACCACCCGACACAACGCCUCUCUCCGCUACAUCCGAAGUAAUCCUACCGCUCGCGUUACCGGUGUACGGCCCGCAUCCUGAACCGCGACUUGCGUAUGGCACUGGUCAUCCUCAGCAUCUAUCUAAUCAACCUACGUACAGUCCACAUCCACACCCCCAACCGCAAUCUCAACCUCAGACCGUCUACGGCCCCACCCUCCACACAUCCGUAUACACUUCCCGUAUCGGCUAUACUCCUCCAUCGUACGACCCUCCCUCGAUCUAUAAUCCCCAGCCCAAAGGAUACGGUCCUACAUACGACUAUGACCCCCCACCGCCCUCUUCGACAUCAUACCCAAAUUAUCCAACACAAUCUUCAAUCUACCCGCACAGCGACCGCGAGCUAACCAGAACCCCCGAAUCACUUCGCAGACCCGAAUCAGAGCCUCCCUCCCCAUCCAACACCCCCACCUCAACGUCAGGCUCCGAGGCUUUCCCCUACGAGGGUGCGUUGGCCGGGAACACGCGAAACGGGUUGCGUUAUGCGCGUUCAGGUGUAGCUGGAGCCAACAGUGUUGGUGUAGGAGGAAACGUCGGUGGAGGAGGAAAUGUCGGUGCCCUAAUAAGUGUCAGUGCAGGCAGGCACACCGAUCGUCCUACCACAACAACAGGGUACAACCCCUCCUCCUACAACGACAACAACAACGAAGAGGAAGAGGAGGAGGAAUGGGACGCGCGCACACCCACACGCCGUAAAUCAGGCGACACACUCACCAACGCGCAUACGCAUACGUCUUCAGGGUACGCGAUGGGUUCUCACCUUACUCCCAGCGGACACGUACACGUCCAUACUCCGGGGGGUCUUACACCCAGCCGCGUUCACAACGGCGGCAAACAAGGUCCAGCUGCCAGUGGUGGUGGUACUGGCCGUCUGACCCCAACCCAUACCUACUCCAGUCUUGCCUCCAGCACCGCAACCGCAACGUACACCAACAUCAACCCCAACGGAAGCACCGCAGCCUACACCAAUGCCAACGGAAGCACCAUCUCCCCAGGCACCGGUACGUCAGGUACCUCACCAUACGUCACCCGCCCAAGCCGUAGUACAACCGGGCGUAGUACAUCGACGAGCCACCCGCACACCCUGCUCGGUCUGCACUCCCUACCUCCCACAUUGUCCUAUCGGAGCCCGUAUCCCUUGGGUUCUUCUGGUCAUGUUCAUCCUCCUGGCGCUGGGUAUGGGAACAAGGAUUCCAAUUCCUCUGGGUCGUAUUACAAAGCGCCGUAUACCGCUAACACCGACGGAGCGUCGUACAAGGACACCAAUUCCACCUCGAGUUCAUCGUACACCUAUCCCAGGUCUAACGACCCACCAUCCACAUCCACAUCCACAUACGCCUACGCCUACCCUACCCACUCGAGCAACUUGACCAACCAUCAAGAAGCAGCAGCAGAAGCAGAGCACCCAACACUCGGCCUCCUCGACGAAGCACUGAGCUUCAUCGCAGCUGAACGCGCGCGGUUCGAGGCUGCCAAGAAGUGUGCUUCCACUACUAGUACUAGCAGUACUGCUGCUGCUACGACGACAACAACUACUCCGGAUACAUCGGAUUCAGAUAUCACCGACCGACGACACCGACACCGACAGCAGGCGCAGAAAAUUCGAGGAUCGCAGGGGGAGGGAAGUGAGGUAGGAGCGGACGGAGGAGUAGUAGGCGAGGUGAGAGGAGGAGCAGUAGAGGGAGGAGCACUAGGUGAAGGGGUAGGAGGAGGAGGAGGAGUGGAAGCGAAACCUCCCACGAAGAAACGUAGACGUAAACGCCCUACUGCUCCUACUGCUGCUGGUAAGGCCGAUGGGGAAGGUCAACCUGCGGGCGACGUAGAUCCCGAGGGAGCAGGACAAGACGUGGUAAAAGGAGUAGUAGCAGAACGAGGCCGUACACGACAUCAACUAGAACGACAACAAGGCCCAACCCAACUCUCCAAAUCCUCAUCGACGAGUACGAUCCGAGGCGUCUUCCUCGUUCCACCCUCUUCUGUUUCUUCUCAAGCGAAAGGAGAGUUGGGGCAUGUCACUACAACUGACGACGACGAUGACGCCGAGGGAGAUGAGGUCGAAGAAGAAGACGAGGUGGAUGAACAGGAGGAGGAGGAUAGAAGUACCUCAACGAAGACUAGUACUCCCAAAUCCAAAUCAUCGAAGAAGGUCAAAUCCACAGGCAAGUCGAAGCCUGAAAAACCUCCCAAACCCACCAAGUUCAGCCCUGGUUCAAUAACCAUCCUCACCCGUCCAACUACCUCAACUUCGACGCUCUCAACCGGCCAGACCAAAGGCGUCCCAACGUCCGCCGUCUCGGAUGUUAACGCUACAUCUUCGGGUGUUGCGACGUCCAGCAGACUCGGGUCUGGGGCUGAUUCGUUGGGUGUUUUGGCCACGUCGCUUUCGCUCGUCACUAGAGGUCUUUCCAGCACCGGUGGUGAAGGCUCCAAGGAUGCCGACAUCAUCAGAAGCGAGGAGGGUGUGAUCCCGUCAUUCCACAACAACUACGACGACGACAACGUUCCAGGCAAGGAACACCAACUUGGAGAAGACGACCCCCUCCCGCCGAUAAAUCUCACGGGGAAGAAGGGUAAACGCGUGGGUAGACGGGAGAGGGAGAGGGAGAAAGCGAGGCGGGAUGCUGAGCGAUUGCUAGCCCUUUCUUCGGAGAUUUCAGGAGAGGCUCCUGGCGGUGCAGACUCGCCGCACUACGACGAUACGUCUCAUAAUGAGUACUCAUCCCAAUCACACGGAACGACGGAAGAUUCGUCGCACGACGAGUCGUACGACUCGACCUCUUCUUCCUCUCUACCCGGGAACUCCCUGCUCCAACCUCCACCAUCGCUACGGAGUGGGUCCAGAACGCCGCGGUUGAAGACGCAGGGGUCGGUGGGGACCAUUCGGGGUGUGUAUACCGGCGUUGAGGGGUUGUUCGUUAGCGAGGGCCAGUCCUUUGUGAAUGAAGACGAGGAUAUUAUCAAGGAUGGCGACGAGGUGAAGAGCGCGAAGGCGAAGAAGAAAGCCAAGACGAAAGAGAAGGAGAAGGUUUCAAGCACCGCGGAAGCAGACAGCGCUGAAGUGCCCAAGGCCAAGAAAGACAAGAAAGAUAAGAAAGUCAGAGUCUCCAAAGACAACAAGGAUAAGGAUAAAGAGAAGACCAAGGACGUUUCUGAACCCACCUCUUCCAAGAAACGCUCCAAACGGUCCAAAUCCCUCAUCCUGCACCACGCCAAAUCCUACCCUAACAUCCGACUCGAAGCCCAACUCGACGGAACAUCGUACGGUUACCGUUCGGGAUCCAAAUACAACGCCAUCGAACGCGGUAAAUCCUUCGAAUACGAAGACCUCACUCACUCGUCAUACGAAGACGUCUUGGACCAAUCCAAGCGCUCGCGUCUUCUUCGACUCGCACGACAACUCCUCCUCGCCUUUCCCGAGCAGAAGAGGGAUCUGAAUAAAGUGAUUGGGAGGUUGGAGGCGGGUUAUGCUGGGGAGGGUCAGGCUGCCGUUGGGGGAGGCGUGGUGAGGGGCGAGACUGCGCCGAUCAAAGGGCCGUCCAAGAAGGGGCAUGUUCGCUCGUCUUCUGCGUCUGCUACUACUUCAGGUGGUGGUGGUGUAUCAGUGCCAGCCCUCGAAUUUGAGGAAGAACCGCAGGACCCUGCCGAGUUUGAUAUACUUGGUGCGGCGCAUACGCCUGGUGCGAGUAUUGUGCAUGUUUUCAUUGACCACUCCAACAUCCUAAUCGGCCUACUCAACUUCCUCAAGCGCCAUCCGCCUCCUCAGCAUAUCGUCGAGGAGUACCUUGCAUCGCAUACGAAUUGGAAUACGGCGAAGCAGUAUGCUUCAGGCUUAGGUUCUGGGUCUAUGGCACAUGCCAAUGCGGCCCUGUCGAGUAGCAGUUCCGCGGGAUCGAGUAACGAAGCACCCGCGUCAUCGUCCUCUAAAUCCAAGUCGAAAGGAAAGUCAGCAAGUGCGACUGUGACUGCGUUAAAACCGAGUUCGAAGCCAAUCUCCAUCCCCUCAGCAUCCGCCAAACACGACGAGGAAGGGGAUGAACGAGAGGGCGGGAUACCACUCGUCGUCGAGUCGCCGACUGACGCGUUUCCUAUCGCGCUGCCCUCGUGGGUCACCGCUGCGUUCGGUCAGAGUACCGGUGGGACGAAUGCGCCUGCUGCGACGUCCAAGAAGAAAAAGAAGAAAUCCGACCCGAGAACCGGCACGACUUCGCUCUCAAAGUCACUACCCAAUACUUCGUAUAUGGGUUUAGCACGGGGUGCACUCUCUGACUCUGAUAACCAAGCGUCUUCCGAUCCUUCCAAGGAACAUAGUCACGGUGGAGCCGCGACAGUUGCGGCUAUUCCACCGAGGAAACCAAAGUUUCCUCGACACCUCUGGCAUGCAGCUUUAGCGCUCAUCCUGGAGCGCGGCAGGCCUGUUUCUCGUCGCGUAGUCGUCACUUCGAGUCCUUUGUACCAACCGAUGGACAAGAUCCAAGCACUAGGGUAUGAAGUGAGGGUGUACAUCCGGGUUCCUGAUCUAGGCGACGGAAUGGACAGAAGGGAAAAAGAAUCCAAGUACGGUCACGGACACGGCUACACGGGUAAACCCAACGUCUCGUUCGGGCCUUCGAGUCCAUCUAGCAGCACGACGACGACGGCGUCUGGUGCCAGUACAGCCGUGGCCACCACCCACCGGAACAGCCACACUCGGCGUAUCUCUUCUUCGUCCCUAUCCGAUGCCGCCUCUGGAUCCCCUAGCAAGAAAGACCUCACUUCAUCAUCAUCAACUUCAUCCGUCCCACACGCGAAUGUCGAUGGGGGUUCGGGAGGAGGCACACCUGCUGGUGGGGGCAGUACAGCGGCUACAACGACACCGGCGAGGAUCAGGUACCGCGAGCAAGGCGUGGACGAGUUGCUCCAGCUCAAGUUGCACCAGGCGCUUGCGGAUGUGGAUAAAGUACCCAAGGGGUCGACGAUUGUGCUGGCCACUGGGGAUGGGAAUGUGGGGCAGUUUAGUGAGGACGGGUUUAUAGGUCCGGUUAGAACGGCGCUUAAACGGGGCUGGAAAGUCGAGUUGUAUGCUUGGGAGGAUGGUUUGAGUAAAGUAUGGCGCCGCGAAUUUGGGCCGAACAGUGAAUGGGGCAAGAAAGGGCUUUUCAAAGUUCUCCCCCUGGAACCGUUCGCGACUAGUCUUGUCGAGGCUGCUGGGUGGUAG